GGGCAAGAUUUCCAGAUGCGCUCAUACGGGGCAAAACUAAUGGCUCCCUCAAAGAGUAUAUCAUAGGCAGAUUUGGCUGUAUAUUCCCCUGAAGCAGAAAGCCUCCAAAUGUGUUUAUCAGGAAUCCCUUCCUGCAGAACAAGUCCCUCUAAAGUAUCCCAUAAAACAAGGUAUUCCGUUAGAGCCUGUGCGGGGAUUUCCCCCCGAAUGUCUUCUAUCCAUUUGUUCUCACUGAUAGCAUUCAGCACGGUGCGCCUGUUUGCUCUUCUUUUAGAUACUAGAGCAUACAGAUUAGGUGCCAGGCUCUGGACACUUUUACCAGAUAACCAUUUGUCCUUCCAAAAUAGAGUAUUAGCCCCAUCACCAAUUUCAGUAAUAGUGGCCAGUGAGAGAAGAUCCUGAACCUCCUUAGUUGUGUGGAGAGGCAAGGUUGCCCAUGGUUUACUGGGUUCAGAUUUCUUGAGCCAUGGCCAUCUUACUCUUAAAGCCACUCCUAGCGCUUUCAGAUCAGAAAUCCCAAGCCCUCCAAGCUCCUUGACCCGACAAACUUUAGGCCAAGCAAUGAGGCAAUGUCCACCUUUUGCAUCCUUGCGUCCCCUCCAAAGAAAACCUCAUCUAAUUUUAUCAAUGGCCUUGAUUGCCCAUGGGGGUAGGUCGACAGCCAUGGCUAGAUAGAUCAUCAUGGCUGUUAGGACAUGUUGUACUUGCACAGCCCUGCCAGCCCUUGUCAUCAAAUCAGCCUUCCAUCCCGGCAAUUGGUCCGCAAUCCUAUCAAUUAUUGGCUGAAAUUGAUCCUUUGUUAGCUUCCUAAGAGACAGCGGAAGACCCAAAUAUUUGCAAGGAAAAUUCAUAAUUUCACAAGACAAUAGGCUCUGAAUCACUUGCAAAUCAGCCUCUGUGCAUUGGAUGGGCAUCACAUUACUCAUCUGAAUGUUAGUCCUUAGCCCCGAAGCAUCUCCGAACAGCUGCAGCAUGUCAAGUGUCAAGGAGAUGUCUUCGGCAGUCGGUCUGAGAAAGAGGGCUACAUCAUCAGCGUAGAGGGAAAUCCUAUGCGGAAUCGGCCUUCUAGAUAGGGGCUGAAACAACCCUUCCUCAGAGGCCCUCGUUACCAUCCAAUUUUAGAACAUCCAUAACUAGAAUAAAGAGCAUCGGGGAGAGGGGGUCCCCUUGGCGAAGACCUCUAGAAUCUAUGCUGGAUAACAUUACCUGGUGUACCAUUGAGGAGAACCUGGGUUGAGGAAGAAGCCAGAAGACCACAUAGCAGAUCCCGCCAUCUCAAACCAAAACCCAAAUUUUCAAGAAUCUGCAGGAGGAAAGACCAGGAGACCGAGUCGAAAGCCUUUGUAAUGUCUAAUUUGAGUAGGAUUCUGGGCUGCUUUUGGGGAUGCAGAAAUCUCACAGUUUGUUGUACCAACAUAAAGUUAUCCUGUAUGAACCGCUUCUUGAUAAAAGCACUUUGGUUAGGGGAAACCAUUUGAUCAAGGUGGCCUGCCAAUCUGUUGGCGAGCAGUUUAGUUACUAACUUCGCAAAGCUGUGAACUAAGCUAAUGGGUCUGAAGUCUUUCACCUGAUCAGCCUCCGCCUUUUUUGGAAUCAGGGUAAUAUAUGCUGAGUUUAACAUCCAGAGAUUUCUGAAAUCUUUUCUCCAAAAAGCAUUCAGGGCAGCCAUAAUAUCCUCUUUGAUCACUGUCCAACAAGACUUGUAGAAUUUUCCAGUAAAACCAUCCGGACCCGGAGCUUUGUCUGAAGGUAGGCUUUUUAUAGUGUACCAAAUCUCAUCUUCAGUGAAAGGACUGUCCAAAGCCUCCAAAUCAAAAGAGGGGAUGUCCAGGCUGUCCAAAUUAAUUGUUCUAACCCGGUCACUCUCUUUGCCAAUCAAGUUGGAGUAAAAAUAAAAAAUAGCAGCGGCCUUCUCAUCAUGAGAGGAGAGAGGUCAAAGCCAAGGCAUGCAUCUUGAGAUUGUUACGCAGCCACAGCUCAUUAGAUUGCAGGGCUCUAUGGUCCUGAGCAAUAUCAAACUGGUGAAUGAUUUCUUUAGCGAGGGCUGGAGCCAAAAAAAGAUUGGCCCUACUGACUAGCUGAAGAGCGAUUCAAGUCAAAAUGGAGUCCUGCCGAUCACAGCUGACAAGUCGCAGAAGGCUUCAUCUACCAGUGUUAGUACUGACACAAGUGGAUCCAGAGCUGGCCUGUUUAGAACACCCAUACAGGUGGUGUGCAGAGUGCACGUUCGCUCAUGGUCUGCCUCCGCCAGCUUUGGCUGUUCACAAUUUGAUGGAACAGGAAUGGGCACAUAAGAGAUAUGUAGCAAAACAUCAGCAGUGGGGAAAUUUUUACUAUUACAGGAUGCACGACCUAAGUGACAUAUACUUCAUUGGGGGCUUUGGAACUGUUGCAUGGAUAGAUGUUAAGGAGUACGAAACUGUUCAACCUGAUAAGACAGCAGUUGAUGGUGGUGACUUGCAAAGUUUGAAGGUAACCAACCAUACCAGAUCAGUGAUACCUUGUUUAUAUGGUAUAAUGAUCGCAACAGGAGUUGAAUGCUAUAUUUCUCUAAACCACUUCGAGAGGUCAGAAGGGGAGGUCGAUGCUGCUGCUCUUAUAUCAGUAGAUAGCGAAGGGAUAGAUAUACGUGUUCGACAGGGUGCACAGUUCAAUAUUCAGAGGCUAGCAUUUGAUGUCCCUCAAAAGGUUGAGACUUUGGAGGAAAGCCAAGAAAGCACUCCACAAGAUAAUAAUGAAAGACAAGCAGCAAAUAAUGUGAGGAAGGUUGCAGAAGCUGGGCUUUAUGCAUUUUUCUAAUGGUGUAAGAUUUCAUUGCAACCGGACCAAGGAGCGAGGAUAACGUAAUGUAGCAGGUAGCACGAACAAGUGAAAACGAUGUCUGUCUUUUAAUAAUGAGCAUCGCUCUCCACCUGUCUCGUGUUGCCGUGUAUUAAUAAUGAUGGGUACCUGGUAACCUGGGUAUCAGCAUAGAUUUUUUACCGUGAAGAAAAUUGCACGCCUUGAUUGUGAUGAUAGUUUGAUUGUAUCAUUA
Sorghum bicolor (sorghum) is the source of this 3034-nucleotide messenger RNA. RefSeq lists its product as uncharacterized. The coding region runs from base 2101 to 2799 and encodes 232 amino acids. The transcript is spliced from 7 exons. Lineage: Eukaryota; Viridiplantae; Streptophyta; Magnoliopsida; Poales; Poaceae. The record is from RefSeq and is a predicted model, not a curated record.